AUGGCAUCACUUGAAGCAACCGGCGAAUUCCGCAUCUCCAACCCCGAGGGGUCAACACCAGAACAGAUCGUCAAAGAUGCGCCCCAGCUUCAAGGCUUCGCCGAGAAACAUCCCGAUUUGCCCAUAUACACACCCUCGUCAGAAUCCUACGUGAUCGUGAGACCGUUUUACAACGGUGCAGCGACAAAGCAGCCUCUGGCGAUCCUCAGACCAAGAACAGACGCCGAGGUCGCUGCCGUGGUUCAAGAAGCAAAGGCGCAGAACCUGCCCUUCGGUAUCAGAGCUGGUGGACACGACCUAAGCUUCACCCAAAACCAAGGGAAAGAUGGCAUCAUGAUCGAUCUCCGCGCCCUUGACAGCGCUGUCGUCGCUGAGGACAGGAAGUCGGUCCAUGUCGGCGGCGGUAUCAUAGGCCUCGCCCUGUCAAAAUUCCUUCAUGAACACAAACUCCUGACGCCUCACGGGUGGUGCUCGGGCGUUGGAAUCGCGGGCUGGGCUACGGGUGGAGGUUACGGGUACUCCAGCGCCUUCUAUGGCCUCGGUGUAGACCAGAUCCUGGGAGCCCGAUUGGUGCUCGCGAGCGGCGAAGUGGUCGACACUGACCAGCACCCUGACGGAAAGGAGUUGCUUUGGGCGCUUCGCGGUGCCGGCAAUGGCAACUUCGGUAUCGUGGUCGAGCUUCGACUCAAGGUGUAUCCUGAGACGGCCUGCUUGGGUGGUCUCGUAGGAUUCCCGAACUCUGAGACCGGCCAGGUCUUGAACAAAUUUAGCGAGAUGGAGAAAGAUUUGCCUAUCAAUACCGCGGCAGAGAUCACUCACAUGGCGAUGCCUGGCGUCGGGCCCGUCCUGAGUUUCUUCCUCGUAUGGACGCCUACUGAUGGUAACCUGGACGAGGGCUGGGAGUUUCAUCGUAAGAUCAAGUCUCUCGGAACGGUACUCUUAGACACCGUAGCAGAAACUACCGAUUACGGAUUCUUCAGCUCCUUUCCCAACCCGUCAGGCACUCAUUAUUACCCUCGAGUGUGUACUAUUGAGUACAUGACACCAGAAAUCAACAACAUCAUCGCCGCCAACCCUCCUCCCGGUCCGUGGUGUGCGAACGUCAUUCACAGCGCUCACGGCAGGGUCCUAGAGCCGAACCCGGAGGCGUGCUACCCGCUGCGGAAGCGCCACCGUAUCUUCAACCCGAAUGCCGGCGUUCAGGAUGCUCAGGGUGAAACCACGGAAUUCGAAGGCUACAAAGAGUGGAAUGACGGUCUUAUAGCCAAGUUGAAGGAGAAGGGUCUGACCCUGCCCUACGGCUACCGCAACUUGUCUCCUGAAUCGGAUAUAGAUUGGGUGGCUACUUACGGAGAGGAGACGCUGGAGAGGUUGAAGGGGGUUAAGAACAAGUUCGACCCUGAGAACGUCUUCAGGACGGGAUAUCCGCGGUUGGACCUGUUGUGA
Messenger RNA from Colletotrichum aenigma, 1446 nucleotides. It is a transcript of the gene aurO-0, whose product is annotated as FAD-linked oxidoreductase aurO. The transcript has 2 exons. Lineage: Eukaryota; Fungi; Ascomycota; Sordariomycetes; Glomerellales; Glomerellaceae. The record is from RefSeq and is a predicted model, not a curated record. Gene Ontology annotation, molecular function: FAD binding; oxidoreductase activity. The coding region runs from base 1 to 1446 and encodes 481 amino acids.